Oryzias melastigma (Indian medaka) is the source of this 1471-nucleotide messenger RNA. It is a transcript of the gene mtx2, whose product is annotated as metaxin 2. The transcript is spliced from 10 exons. The record is from RefSeq and is a predicted model, not a curated record. Gene Ontology annotation, cellular component: SAM complex. NCBI's taxonomy places the organism in Eukaryota, Metazoa, Chordata, Actinopteri, Beloniformes, Adrianichthyidae. Bases 154 to 933 code for a protein of 259 amino acids. Gene Ontology annotation, biological process: mitochondrion organization.
AUUCAGAGAGCCCUUUUUCUCGGGGGAUGACUAUCGACGGCGGACCGGUCCAUGACUGCACAUCAACAUUUGUCCUUAAUUUGACAUGAAACGCUUGUGAACCGGCCCGUUUCGGUUCAAGUUGAUCCCAGAGCCUCCGUGUAUCUGCUCGUCAUGUCUCUCGCUGCGGAGGCCUUCGUGUCGCAGAUGGCGGCUGCUGAACCCUGGCCUGAAAAUGCCACCUUGUACCAACCACUGAAGGAAGAUCAGAUUUUGCUGUCAGACUCCGCCUCAUCUUUUGCAGUUCAGGCGUACCUCCGGAUGUGUGGACUCCCAGUGCAGGUGGUCUGCAGAGCGAACGCUGAAUACAUGUCGCCGUCUGGUAAAAUACCUUUCAUUCAUGUGGGGAACCAGGUCGUGUCAGAACUCGGGCCGAUCGUGCAGUUUAGCAAAGCUAAGGGUCACUCUCUGAGUGACGGCUUGGACGACGUUCAGAGAGCGGAGAUGAAGGCGUACAUGGAGCUGGUCAACAACAUGCUGCUCACUGCUGAGCUGUUCGUCCAGUGGUGUGAUGAAACCACCGUCUCUCAGAUCACUCGCUGCAGAUACGGCAAGCCGUACUCGUGGCCUCUCAACUUGAUUCUGGCCUAUCAGAAGCAGUGGGAGGUGCGCAGGAAGAUGAACGCCAUUGGCUGGGGAGGGAAAACGGUCGAGCAGGUUUAUGAGGAUGUGAGUCAGUGCUGUCAGGCGCUGUCUCAGAGACUGGGGACACAACCGUUCUUCUUUGGUAAACAUCCAACCGAACUGGACGCGCUGGUGUUUGGUCACCUCUUCACCAUACUGACCACCCAGCUGACCAACACAGAGCUGAUGGACAGGGUCAAGAGCUACAGCAACCUGCUGUCCUUCUGCAGGCGGAUCGAGCAGACCUACUUUGAUAGCAAGGACUCCUGAAGAUCAGAGCAGACUCUCUCAGUCGCUUCAUAGCCCGUUUUCUCCACUUCUGUCGCUCAUUCCCUCUUUUGUUGCACAAAAAAUACUGUUUUAUGGGAAUCCGGGGCAGCCAGAUCCUUCAGGUUUAGUCAGCAGAACUUGAUUAGAUUUAUAUUCACUCUUUAGUAUUUAAGAUUAAAAGUGGAAGUUCCACAGUGUUACACAUCAUCUUCCCGUUCACUCUGAUCCUCUGAAUCCAUGCUCCUCUGGGAGGCGGCCUCCUGUAAUUCAUGUCCCUGAGCCUUUCCAGUUCACACUGAAGGUGGGCGGUGUCCUCGACAUGACCGCCUCUCAGGAGGCAGAACUCCACUUGACCCAGGUUUGAGGUCAAAAGGCAGGUGAUGCUCUUCCUCCAUGAGACUUAAAGGCCUGCAGAAGUGCAGAGGAUCACUUCUUAUGUACAGACAAAAGCAGAGAUGGGACUCAAUGCUGAUUUCUGUGUGUGUAAAUGUGAAGUGCCUCCAUGACAUUUUCCCCAAUAAAGUGUUGUCUAAACAUC